Lineus longissimus is the source of this 4856-nucleotide messenger RNA. RefSeq lists its product as uncharacterized. The transcript is spliced from 8 exons. Lineage: Eukaryota; Metazoa; Nemertea; Pilidiophora; Heteronemertea; Lineidae. The record is from RefSeq and is a predicted model, not a curated record. Bases 190 to 1839 code for a protein of 549 amino acids.
GCUACACAAGAUGGCGACCUCCAUUGGAAAACUUUGCGUGAUAUUUACAUUUUUCUAAGUACAUUUACUCCUUUAUAACGUUGUUAUUUCACACGUAAUUGUGGGUAUAGUGUUAGAGAUUAUAUAUCACUACAUACACAGCCACAAAUUAGUUUCGUUUGAAUCUGAGAUUUGCCAACAAAUGCCAUAAUGUUUUAUCCAAAAUCUACUAUCCAACACAAUAUCAAUGUACAUCAAUGCACUGGGAGGCAAAUGUUGGCGUCAACAUUCAUUCUGUUCGUUUUGAUGAGCUGUGCUUCAUCCGCAGUCGAGAAUAAAGUGGGCCAUCGUCCAAAUAUGCCAAUCUCAAAUAAAGCAAAGACCGAGCCGUUACAGUGCAAGACGUCCAAAGGGGGCUUCGAAUAUGCUGGCUACCAGAACAACACUAAAACUGGAAAACUCUGCCAGGCAUGGGUCAUGAAGACGCCCAAUGACCAUACAUACAAAAUGGAGAAUUUUCCGGAUGAGAGCUUACAAGCAGCUGAGUACUACUGUCGCAACCCAAACAGGGAUCCCCAUGGGCCUUGGUGUUACUUGAAUAAAGGGAAGGGCUCUGAGUAUUGUGAUAUUCCUUAUUGUGAGGGGAAACAGUACAGGCAAGAAUGCAGGCAAGAUUUAAAGGGUAUGGAGUAUCGCGGUACUAUAAACACAACGAUGUCCGGCUUUACGUGUCAGCAUUGGGAUGCGCAGAAACCCCACAAACACAUCUACAAGGACGUCAAUCAAUUCCCCGAGAACAAUUUAAGCCUGGCGGAGAACUUCUGUCGCAAUCCUGAUGGAGAGUCGAAUGGGCCGUGGUGUUUUACAACAUCCUUUACCCGUGGAUGGGAGUUGUGCCCAAUUCCGUUUUGUUUCAUUAAUGAGUGCAAAAAGUACUUCAAUGGUUCAAGAUACGCAGGAAAGGCGCAUCACACACACACCGGCAAAAAAUGUCAACGUUGGGACAGCCAGUUUCCUCACAAACACCACUACACCAAAAAUUCCAUGUUCCCCGAAGCUACCGUUAGCCUUGCAGAAAAUUACUGUCGUAAUCCCGACCCAGUUGCCAAACCGUAUGGGCCGUGGUGUUAUGUAACAGAUAUUGUAGGAUUAGGAAAUUCGACACAAUUGUUUGAGUACUGUGAAAUCUCGUUGUGUGACAAGACCAUGGAACACUGGACUGGCGUUUUUGAGAACCAUCAAAAAUGGGUGGGAAAGUACCUUUACAACAAAAAAUGGCGAUCUUUUAAUUUCACUGUAAAAGGCAUCAAGUUCCCUUGGGAAGACCAACGAGGUGGAGUCCUGAUCGCUAAGUUUGAUGAUGGGUCGUCGUCGUUUGAUGUAGAAGGCUGGAUGAACGAAGAAUCCAACUUCAUGUUCCACCAGAUUAAGCAGUACGUCGUGACGGAAUGGUUCAUGCAUGGUUUCUUCAUCACUGGACAUCUCCUGUACGAUCAUAAGAAGCAGACUUGGCAGUUCCAGGGAAUCCCACGAGGCGGUAUGAUGGCCAUCAACGAGUUUCGUAUGUCCCCUAAAGAUCAUCUUACUAUCGGUAUUGGGACCCGUCCAGCAACUCAUGGCCACGCAUCGCACAGUGUCGCUGGUGUAGCCGUGGGAUCUACCAUAGGAAUCUUAGUAUUAAUCAUCAUCAUUGCGUUGGGAAUCCUUUACGCUCGGAAAAAGGGCCGCCUCUCAAAUAAGCCAUAUCUCAUCUUUCAUAAUCCACGAGGAGGAGUGGAGGAUAGUGAACGACUUUCCAUUGAAUUGGACUUGGAUUCAAAUGAUAGUUCCAUUGAGUUGGAGUCAAAUGAACAUGAUUGAUAAUGAUAUGUGAGUAAGGCCUAAAACCCCUGCCGCCAGACAGAAAUUUCCUCGUGUGCAUUCCUCAAUCAGUAAACAAGGCCUUAAAUCCCAAGUUGCACCAGACAGAAAUGUCCUAUAGUGCGUUCCUCAAUCAGUAAACAACGCUUUAAACCCUGUGUGUUUUCCUCUGUUAAAAGAUGGAUUAAAACCUGUCCAGUCCGACAGAAAUAUCCCAGUGUGCCUUCCUCACCAAUAUCUAGUCCCAACACCAGUCACCUGCCAACCCAUAUUGGCAACUGGCAUUAUCUUCAAUAUCAGCGGUUCCAGUCGGGUCGUGACUGUUACGUUACGUAUGGAUGAAUUAUUGGCUGUAGUGGAAUCCUGUAAGGGUAACGUCAAAAACCGGUGUAAACGUAACUAACAGUCACCACCCGUGUACCAGUUUAUCCUUGUCGCCGUGUAAAUAGGCUUUUUCAGCACUAAGCUCCUUAUUUGUCCUUUUACAUAAACCAGUAUGAAGAUUCCGCCCGCUUACAAAUUUGCUGAGAUUCAUAUCGUCCAGUUUCAUGGCAGCAAUUUUAUCCUGGUUGUUUCCGAAUUUUUGAAUAUUGAAAACGUUGCGCUAGUUUUAGGUGCUGUUGUCCAAGAAUUGAAUGUGGCAGCUUUGCUGUUGUCCAGAAAAUAUUUUCAUUUUUUGGAAUUUGCUUAAUGUAUAGCAAUUCAGAUUUUUGCACCUGAUAAGCUUGAUAUGCCAGCACUAUCAUAUCAGAAUGAUCAUAUCGUUUUCAAGUAUUUACUAAACCAUUAUUUAAGAAAUGUUGUAAAUUUAUACAAUCAUUAAAUCUGUCUGGUAUUGGUAACGAUGUCCAAAAUAAAUGUGGUACUUCAAAUUUAUAUACCUGUUACAGGCUCACCUGAUACAAUUAAAGGGAACUGAAACCGCCAAGCCAGUUCGUAUGACCUCGUUUUCAUUUCCCGCGUAUCGGGUGAUCAGAACGAGGCAUGAAUGAAACAUGGCGCCUAGCUGUCAAUCAUUGAGUGACGUCACUACUACGGAAUUUACUACGAAAACUCUUGAAUGAAAGAUCGCAUGACUCACGUGAUUCUCACAUGAUUCUCAAUAAUAACAAAUUGAACUGCGCAUGCUCGGGCAUUGGGGGCGGAGCUACAAAUCUGAACUCGAAUAGCAAGUUGGAAGUUUGACUUUCUCGGGCGGUGAAAGUCGAAAAGUUGAAUAAAUCGCUCGGCGGUUCCAGUUCCCUUUAACUAACAGAAUUAUACAAUAUACAUGUAGGAUAGGUUUCAUGAAAUUUUAACUCUUAAAAUUGCAGAUGGUGUUGUUAAGUGUAAUUGUGGGCUCAUGUGGAGGGAGGACUGUAAAGUCUUGAUAGGGUAUAGGUGCCAUCUGGACUCUGGGGCUGUGCUCAUCUAUCAUUCAACCCGUCCUUGUGAGCUGGCUGCCGCGUCAUAUGGAUCUCUGACCGUCUCCAGUCCUGAGAUGACAUCAGCUCAUCGAUCAUAUCAUAACUUGUCUACUUCUGUCUCCUAGUCCUGAGAUGACAUCAGCUCAUCGAUCAUAUCAUAACUUGUCUACUUCUAUAUUUUCUUGUUUUUGUACAGGCUUCCAUCUUUCCAGUUUAUCUGAACAGCAAGCUUGUGUAACCAAUGGAGUAGAAAUCUAUAUUAAGUAAGGAAAGGUCAUACAAUUAAAGCCGUGGUACAAUUAUUGUCUCUGUUUGCAUUUUAUGUGUGUUGCCAGCUGUUUCUCACACGGUAGGGGUCAUGUAACUGAGGCUAUAAUUUUAUUACUUAACCUUGGAUUUGAAAAAUAACAGUGCCAUAAGAUUGUCAAUUGUUGCUGUGCAGUUUUGACGUUUUGCUUUCAGAAAAAAACUUCUGUGUUUAAAACAUACAAUAGAACCUCUCUAUUAAGGACACCCUUGGGACUGACAAGUGCUGUCCUUAAUAAUGAGGUGUCCUGAUUAGAGAGGUAAAAUUGAAUGGAAACAACCAAUUUAGGACCAAAACUGGUGUCCUUGAUAUAGUGAGGUUGUCCUUAAGAGAGAGGUUCCACUGCACUUGUAUUCAAGUGAUUUGUAUCAAUUUAUCGGGGAAGUAUCUGAGAGGUGUAAAUAUAUGUCUUGCUAAUUUAUCUAAAACUUAGAGACAGUAAGACUUUCAUUCUUGCUACAUGUAUCACUAAAUAUGGUUUAGACAUCCAGAUGAUUUAACCUCUUUAUUCUAUACUUGAUCUAUACUAUAAUCUAUAAUCUAUACUUGAUAUAUGUAAGAAUAAGGGUUUAGUGGUUGUGUUAGCAAACAAAAUGAGAUUCACGGUAUGCAUGCAUGAUGUACAUAGAAAUUUCUCCACAUUCUUUUUGCAUGACUCAAUAACUUUUGAAAUCUAUUGGAGUGCGGUCAAUAAUUUAGAUGUCAUUUUUUGCGUGGCUUUCUUUUGCUUCUUAUGAACAAAUUAUAGUAAAUACAUGUAUAGACUUCUUAAAUUUCAAUAUGUAUAAUUAUUUUCAUUAUCAUUACCAUAAGUUUUUACUGUGAUAGUUUAUAUUUUGACUUUUUUGUGCUUAUUUGAUGCAUUUUGUAGUUAGAUUCUUCUACAUUUAACUUUUGGAUCACAGUCUGACAGAUAUAUAUGUUCCUUGUUCGUUUAAGUGGCCUAAAGUUAGUGUUGGAUAAUUUUCUUGCCUCAAGGACCUUAAAAAAUGUCUUGUGACAAAUUUCAGGUAAUUUAGGCAAUCUUGCCUUUCAUAUAACUGGCAAGAGAAAGAUUUCGACUACAUUUAGAUAAAAUGACUGGACUUUCUAUGUGCAUACAGUAUGAGGAUCAAGUGCACACUUUCAUGGCAUUGUAUGAAUUUUAAGCAAAUAGAAUAUUCUAGGUAGUAAUGAAUAACAAUACAUAUUUAUAUAUAACUUCAUUGUUCACUUGGAUAUAUAACAAGUUUGAAAUGCUAUACAUCUUUUUUCGAAAAAUUUCAUCUAACAUAUUUCAUCUGUUGAUGAAAAUUUGUCCAUCC